AUGAAAAAUAUUCCGCCAGGUUCAACUUUGAAGCUUAAACCAUCAAUCAAGAAUAAAAGAAGGUUUCAAUAUCCUCAAUUCAAUGUGGUUUAUCUUCAUUAUAAUGCAAUACAUUGCAUCAGCUUAGCAAUUUGUCAACCAAUUAAUAAUUAUUCUGAGUACGAAUUAUCUACAUUUUACUUAAAUAUCUAG
Clunio marinus is the source of this 192-nucleotide messenger RNA. NCBI's taxonomy places the organism in Eukaryota, Metazoa, Arthropoda, Insecta, Diptera, Chironomidae. The record is from the annotation of a GenBank genome assembly.